Messenger RNA from Scophthalmus maximus (turbot), 2445 nucleotides. Its product is annotated as 5-hydroxytryptamine receptor 3A-like. The transcript is spliced from 11 exons. Gene Ontology annotation, biological process: nervous system process; regulation of membrane potential; monoatomic ion transmembrane transport. Gene Ontology annotation, molecular function: transmembrane signaling receptor activity; extracellular ligand-gated monoatomic ion channel activity; neurotransmitter receptor activity. NCBI's taxonomy places the organism in Eukaryota, Metazoa, Chordata, Actinopteri, Pleuronectiformes, Scophthalmidae. Gene Ontology annotation, cellular component: membrane; synapse; neuron projection. The record is from RefSeq and is a predicted model, not a curated record. Bases 32 to 1411 code for a protein of 459 amino acids.
CACACUCGGGGUUGUCGCUGCUCCUGAAUCCAUGCUGCUCGUCGGCUUCUUGUCCCUGCUCGUCCUCGCAGGUGGGGCGACCUGUGAGGCGAACUGCAGCUAUCAAGAUGUUCUGAAUCACUUGAAGCUGACCAAAGACAUCAACCUGUUCCACAUGAUCCGGCCUGUUAGAGACCCCCGAUCCACCACAGAGGUUCACCUGAGUUUGCUGCUCUACGCCAUUCUUGAGGUGAAAGAGAAGGACCAGAAAUUUGUACCUUACGUCUGGAUCACCAUGUGGUGGAAGAACGAUCACAUUGGUUGGAAUCCUGAUGAAUUUUGUGGGAUCCAGUCUGUGUCCAUCCCCAAUGAACUACUGUGGAAGCCCGAUCUCACCAUUGAGGAGAUGACGGAGAUUGACAAGGCCCCUCCUAGUCCUUAUCUCACCAUUACAAGUGAGGGUAACGUCACGCUUAUGAACGACCAGGUACUGACCAGCACCUGCAGGAUGCAAAUUUACAAAUUCCCCUUCGACACUCAGAGCUGCAACCUCACCAUCAAGUCCUUCAUUCACUCUGACAACGAAAUCAAGCUCCUCCAGUACUCCAACUCUUCGGAGGCCACGGAGGACUCUCGCGGGGUGAUGCGGAUCCAGUCCGAGUGGCUGUUCAUCAACAUGACAGUGACCAGCAUAACUGUCAACUACUAUAGCUUUAACCAGACGUUCGUCAUUUACACUAUCAACAUGAAGAGGAGGUCGGCGCUCUACAUCGUCAACUUCAUCCUCCCCAUCCUCUUCCUACUGUGUCUGGACUUGGCCUCCUUCUUGGUGUCGGACAGCGGGGGCGAGAAGCUGGGCUUCAAGGUCACUGUGCUGCUCGCCGUCACCGUGAUGCAGCUAAUCCUGAAUGAAAUUCUGCCUUCCUCGUCCAACAGGAUCCCACUCAUAGCCGUCUACUGCAUCGGAGUGUUUACUCUGAUGAUGCUCAGCCUCCUGGAGACGGUUCUGGUGAUGCAUCUGAUCGGGAAAGACUCUGCCCCCCGAGACAAGGAGACGGAAAAAGACAGAAACCGUGAGGACAAACGAGGCAAAGACGCCGUGCGCAGCUGUGACGGACAGUUCAACAAACUGUUUCACUCGAAAUGUAGCCCUGAGACGUCUCCCGGGAAAAGUCCAACAGAACUUCUGCCGGUGGCCAAAGAGGAUAGCCCCAGUCGACUGAUGGAGGAGUCCAAUGUCUCCGACGAGUUGAGGGAGGUGAUGAAGACACUGACUCUGCUCCUCGACAGCAGGAAGGAGGAAGAAGCGCCCGGCUACUGGACAGGAGUGGCUCAGAAAAUCAACAAGGCUUUCUGCAUCGUCUAUGUCACAGCUGCUACUCUGUUUUUACUCUUUAUGUUUAUUAACUGGACUGAUGAUCAAAAUGAAUAAGAGCGCAAAUUCACAAAAAACAUUCUGCCUGUUUCAGUGUCUGGUUCGGUUUUGGUUGCUCAGGUAGUAAUUCAUCAUUAAGUGGUAUUGUGAUUACAUACAUCUGUGGUUGACAACAAACACGCUUGUCAUAUUGAAAUAUUCGAAUACACUAAUAUGCCAUCAAGUGGUUACCUAUUAUAUCUUUGCUAUGUGAUAAACACAGUCCUUAAGGAAUCAACACAACUGUUCUUCAAAUGAAGCAUGCAAUUGUAAGGAAAAAUGUAGUUUGCCCUAAAUAAAUAUAUCUUCACUAUGCCAUAUGGACAUUGUUUAUUGUAAUUCCCAUUUAAGUAUUAUUUUAAAGGGCCCAUAUUGUGGAAAGACAUAUUUUCAUGUCUUUUAUAGCAGGCGUAGUUGUUAUGUAAACACUGCGAAAGUAUAAAAGCAAUCAAUCCAUGAAGAAGCCUGUAAAUGAGUCAGGACUUUCACAACUUUGAUGUCUCACAACCAAACCGUCAUAUUUUUUAUCAGAUCUCUGUAAAGGGCUCUAAUUGGUGUUUUCUUCGACCUCUCCAAAGAUCAUUUAAGCUUUUAGUUAUCCUUCUUACGAUUGUUGGAUAACUUUUAGCUUGCUGUUUUUACGUUCUUCUGUUUUAUCAAUUGUGUUGUUUCAUGAGUUGCUAAUUCAUUUUAUUCAUGUUACAUUCAAUUUUAUUUUGAAUCAGUUUUUGGGUCGCCUCAGCAAAGUAGUGUGAUUUUAAGUCGGGCUUUUAUUUUGAAGGGCAGAACGGAAGAAAUGAGCGGAUGCGCGGUAGUGUUUGACGGCGAUUAAUAAAAGUUGUGGUCCGUCUUGGUUCACGCUUGACAUUCUGCAGUCGCCGUAUUGUCAUUUUGUGUAGAUGAUACAACAGGGGCGCUGUUCGCUCCCACGACCCAGCGCUGUCGUUCAAUCAGUGACGUGGAUUUCCAUUGAGGCAAAAAAAAAGAGACUCUCCAGCAUUUCCCCCUAACUUUGUUCAAUUCUACACGUUUGACGACUCCGCUUCUUCCCG